Messenger RNA from Trametes versicolor FP-101664 SS1, 447 nucleotides. RefSeq lists its product as uncharacterized. The transcript has 2 exons. Lineage: Eukaryota; Fungi; Basidiomycota; Agaricomycetes; Polyporales; Polyporaceae. The annotation marks the transcript as partial. The record is from RefSeq and is a predicted model, not a curated record.
GUCCCAGAUGGUUCGGGGAUCCGGUCGUUCCUUGUGGGUAAGCCGGCCUUCCAAGCGGCGGGCAUGGCUGGCCGGGGCACGCGUGGCUACGUCGCACUCGAUUGUCAAAACGGGCGCUUCGUGUGGCUCAAGGACGCUUGGCGGGCACACUACGACUUGGUCGAGAUGGAAGGUUCUGUGCUGGAGACGCUGAACAAGGAGGGGGUUUGCAAUGUGCCAACACUUAUCUGCCACGGUGACAUCCUCGAGCAAUCCACAAAGACACCAGACUACUGGCCCAAGAAGAAGGAUCCCGAAACUACCACGCAGCCCGCAACCUUACCGGAAGAGUGCCCCCUUCGGCGGCAUAUGCACUAUCGCCUCGUCGUCAAGGAGGUCGCUAUGGACCUGACGACGUUCAAGGAUGGACAACAACUGCUUUCGAUAAUCUUUGACUGCGUCAUGGGU